AUGGAGUCCAUUAUUCUGUCAGAUUCUCCGCAACACUUUGGCACACGUCAUUGGGAGAAGAGCUGGGCUUCGCAAGAAAGGCACCACUCCGGAGAGCUGCCACAGCCGCGGGGGCCGCAGAAGGAACCCCCAGCAGUCAGUGGGCCUGGCGAGCAGUUGCUCCCCGAGGACGACACGUCGCACGCUGGCUGUUGGCUGCGCUACGUCUCGUUCGUAGUGCCUAUUGCCAUGGCCAUGUCGGCGACGCUGUUCACCUUUCCCACCGUCCUCAUGGCGCGCAUCGGGUCCUGCCAGCGCGGCUGCUUCCCCCUCCCCAAGGACCUGGUCCUCUCGCUCAACCGAAACGUGCAUCCGUGCGACGACUUUUACGGGCACGUGUGCAGUGGCUGGGACGCCGAACACGGUCACCGGACACCGAUAGACAGGUACCGAAUAAUGUUCACGCGGCGCGUCAUCAAUGCCGUACUGCUUGAGAAUAUUCCCCUGCGUUCCACGAAGGCGAAGGGAAAGGCUGCAGGAUUGUUAUUCCGAUGCCUCAGCCAGACUGAGCGGGAAGGGAUAGACAAGAUGAAAACAUUUCUCGAUGAUCUGGGUCUCCCUUGGCCGAGCAAAUCAUCAUCAUCUCGGCCGCAGCUCCUCAACAUCCUGGUGCGGGCGUCGCUCGAGUUUGGUAUGCCAAUGUUCUGGGCCUUCUACGUGGGUCGCCAUCCGUCCCGCACUUCCGAGAGCGCCAUCUACAUGACGCUCGACCCGCGCUGUAUGGCGUGGAUUAGCGACAUCGAGGCACUCAGGGUCCGAGGAAAUGAAGACGCCUACCUGAGACGCUGCGCUGAGGUCGUUGGUCGCGAAGGCCAGUCCUACUCCCGCAUGAUCAGCGGCGUACUAGACAUCCACUUCGCCAUCGUCGACCUUGUGAGAAGUCACUGGUCCGAAUCCGCCACUCCUUCUUACAACAAUCUGAGUGAUCCUGACCUUCGGCGGGCAAUCAACGGCAACCUUCCCGAUGAUGCACAGAUUUGGCCACAGGACGAGGUGCUCAACCUUCAGCCCAACUUAUUCGCGCAGCUGGACGCGAUGUACCUGAGUAAGAGCGAGUUCCAGGAGAGAUUCAAACUGUUCCUCGGCGCCUACGUUGUUUGGGCGCUGUCCCCGAUGCUAUCCCAAUAUUUGACGAGUAGCAUGCUCGGGUACAUGAAUCGAGAAGAGAGCAAACGAGAGUACCAUUUCCUCAAGUGCAUCGAAGCGAUUGAGUCUCUGUUGCCGCUUGUCAUGUGGCAGCUCCAGCAGGACGUUCAACAAGACCCCGCGCCCUCGUGGAACACAGUCCGCUUGAGCGUACACUCGGUGAGCUCUUGGAUACGCACGUACGGAGAGUCGACCGAGCAGCUCGCGAAUGCCAUCACGACAAGACUGGCGUCCAACGCCUUCAACAUGACCAACACUUGGGACUUGCUCGACGACGCGUACAGCUAUUUUCCCAACUCCACGGCCGCGUCAUUCUUCGAUUUGUACCGAAGGGGAGCCCAGGCUACCGCCAAGUUUUUCAAGAAAUCGCUGCGUCAGCCGGAACACAGCAUCUAUCACGUGCCCGGACUCGUCGGUCUCCGACUGUACCAAGUUCUUACGGCACGUGAGGUGGUGGUCUGUUCCUUCCUGGUGAGCCCACCGCUCUACGAAAGUUGGCAUCCACCAUCGAUACUUGCAGCGCUGGCGGGAACUGACACUACGGGCCAGAUUUUGGCCGUUCUCAAACUAUCCUUCUACUACAACGACCGGUUCGAGGCUUACAGCGAGGCCCGCCUGGACCAAGGGGCGCGAAAUAUGCUUGCGAGCAUGCGGCGUUUCUCGGAGUUGAUGAACGCCAGCGAUAUCAUGAAAAAUGCGAGCCUGCGCGAAAAAGACGACGUGUGCUCGGCAAGCACCGCAGCACACACCGCCAGCCUCAUGCUAGACGUGAUGGAGCAGCGCCACGCGCCGUCCGCGGCUGGCCACCAUGUUGCUCCGACCCACGGCAAAACCGACUGGCUCUACGAGAACGAGCAUGUGUUCCAGGGAUUCACGGCCGAGCAAAUCUUCUUCCUGCUCAGUUGUUUCUCUCAUUGCGGGAAUGCCGGAAGCAGGCGUCAGGGAAAGGUUCGCGUUCUUUUCCGGAUUUGCCAGAGCGUAUUAUAUUAG
Molecule: messenger RNA, 2175 nt
Organism: Dermacentor andersoni
Lineage: Eukaryota; Metazoa; Arthropoda; Arachnida; Ixodida; Ixodidae
Biological process (GO): proteolysis
Molecular function (GO): metalloendopeptidase activity
Source: RefSeq, a predicted model, not a curated record